This is a messenger RNA of Photinus pyralis (common eastern firefly), 1772 nucleotides long. Its product is annotated as monocarboxylate transporter 12-like. Lineage: Eukaryota; Metazoa; Arthropoda; Insecta; Coleoptera; Lampyridae. The transcript is spliced from 8 exons. Bases 182 to 1543 code for a protein of 453 amino acids. The record is from RefSeq and is a predicted model, not a curated record. Gene Ontology annotation, molecular function: monocarboxylic acid transmembrane transporter activity. Gene Ontology annotation, biological process: monocarboxylic acid transport; transmembrane transport.
AGCACCGUUUUUACGCACCAAACUAUUGUUGCCUAAUGUUCAUUUCCAAUUUUUAAAUCACGUUAAGUGGUCGGUGAGUUUAAGUAUCUUCGCUCAUUUUUAAGUAUCGAUAUCGUUCGACUUAUCUAUGACGCUCGUACUAGGAAUACGUCCGAGGCGUUAUCAAAUUGAGAAUAAAUGAAUGUGUUUUAGUGCACCGAUGAAGAGUAAAAUGACACCGAAUGGUGGCUGGGGAUGGAUGGUGGUACUUGGUGCCGCUAUAACAAACAUGACUAAUCAGUCGAUAUUUUCCCAAUUUGGACUGAUCUUCGGUGAGAAACUAACUGAAAUGGGAUGUGGAACUGGCGGUGCGGCGCUUGUCAUUAACAUAAACAGUAUGAUCACAAAUUUUUCUGGAUUGGUCACCGGUCCUAUUUUAAAGCACUACUCGGCGCGAAAGGUAACUUUGUUAGGAAUAUUCUUAACUGCAUCAGGAAUGGUACUGUCAAGUGUUGCAACGAACCUAAUUGAACUCAUAAUAAGUUAUAGUGUUUUUACGGGACUAGGGUUGGGAUUAAUAAUGCCCGCGACUUUUGUAGCUGUCAAUGAGUACUUUACGUCAAGAAAAAGUCAAGCCGUCGGCUUAUCUAUGGCCGGAACGGGUGUAGGGCAAAUGAUAAUGCCACAAGUAGUUCGGUUUUUGCUGGACGAAUAUGGUUACCGAGGCACCACUCUUAUACUAGGCGCACUUUGCCUCAACGGAUUACCAGGAGCACUACUUUUCCACCCGGUUAAAUGGCAUAUGAUCGAAACCAACACAAUCGACGAAGAAAAACAACCACUACUAGUCAAGCAUAUACAAAUUCCACAAACUACGACGAGAUACGGGGUGGUAGAAGAACCGGGUACAUCUUCAAAUGAGGAUAAAGGAAAAACCUUAUUGCGCAAAGUAAUCGAGUUUUUCAACUUCGAGCUUUUAAAGGAUUGGGUUUUUCUUCACCUCAUAAACGGACUGGCGCUCGUUUAUACUUGUACCGUGGCGUUCAAUAUGAUAUAUCCGUUCUUUUUGCAAAAUAGCGUCGGGUUAAGUCGUGGAGACACCGCCUUGUGCAUGUCAUUAUUGUCCGGAGCCGAUAUAGUGGCUCGCGUGACAAUACCAAUGAUUACAAAACAUUUUCGAAUCUCAAACCGUAUGACAUUCCUUUUAGGCACGGUUUGUUGGGCCGUUUGUCGCUCUGUUUUAGCAGAGCAGCAUCGGUUCUCCAUAAUUAUAUUACUGUCACUUUUGUGCGGUUAUAUUCGCGCGGCAGCCGUUGUCAACCAAAAUUUAGCUAUCACCGAGUACUGCAAGGACGAGUCUAAAAUACCCUCCGCAAUUGGACUCAACAUGGUGGCUAAAGGGUUGCUGGUUUUAGGUGUCGGCCAGUUUUUCGGCUGGGUUAGGGACUACACAAAAAGCUUUGUGAUUUGCUUACAUGUGCAAAGUGUGGUGAUGAUGUUCGUGGCGUUGACAUGGAGUGCGGAAAUGCUUGCAAGAAAAUUAUACCAGAGGUACAAAUCCUAAAGCCAAAAAGUGCAAACUCCUAUAAUACUCAUUUUAAUUUACUAUAACUGUGUUAACAAGUAACUCAGUAUUUUUGGAUUUCUUCACGUAGAAUAAGUAACUUAUUAAUUAGUAUAUUAGAUUAUUCAGAUGUAAUACAGUAUUAUUAGAACUAAAGCUGGUGUUGUUAGAAGUGUGUAUUUCCAAGCAUGUAUAAAGUUCAUGUAGAUACAUAAAAAUAUAGGUUACA